Messenger RNA from Candidozyma duobushaemuli, 1275 nucleotides. RefSeq lists its product as uncharacterized. The coding region runs from base 1 to 1275 and encodes 424 amino acids. NCBI's taxonomy places the organism in Eukaryota, Fungi, Ascomycota, Pichiomycetes, Serinales, Metschnikowiaceae. The transcript has a single exon. The record is from RefSeq and is a predicted model, not a curated record.
AUGGGUCGAGGACCCCCGGUUGGGAUACCUCAUGAAAAGACAGAGGUCAAGGAAGAGGCCAACGACGACGAUGACGAUAAACCCAAGAAGGUGUAUGGCAAGGAAAAGGCACCCAAGAAGGAGAAGAAGAAGGACGUUCCAGAGACAGAAACGGACAUCAACACAAGACUCAACGCUCUUCUCUUUGACACGUCCGAAGAGUCGAUCGACCUGUACCGUCUGGAGAACAACCUGCUGGACUACCUCGGGCGACUCUACUUUGAUGAUUAUGACUCUGACGCUUCCAUACGGAGUCCUCUGCCUUUGGCACCAUCCACCUCAGAUCGCCAAAAUGCAUUUUUGACCGUGCAGAGCGCUGCCCAGCGGCUACGGUCGCCUUCACCUUCCAAAAGACCGGCUUUCCUGCGUCAAAGCUCGUUUGAAAGAGGCGUUUCCUUCGAUACCCUAGAAGACAAGCAUCACAAGGCUAUAACGUUGAAGUUACGACAUCCCCAGUUUCGUUUUCGGCGAAACAACAAAACGUACCUUGUGGGUUUCAACAACGAUGCAGAGUCGCUUAGGGCCAUUGAGUGGGCCCUUCAGGAAAUGGUCAUAAACGGUGACACUGUCAUUGUUCUACAGGUACUAGAUGAAAAAGUGUACAAGCAAGUGGACUCGGACUUAGGUGAGCAGGUGCUUGCCAAGAUCGAAAAGCUCAAUACUCACAACAAAAAGAUUUCCCUAGUGUACGAGGCCGUCAUCGGAAAGCCCCAGAAGCUUCUACGUGGUGCCAUUGAUGAGUACAAACCUGCCAUGAUGAUAGUAGGAACGCACAACUACGAACGAGCCCAGCUCAAGCACCUGAAUCUGUCACAAAACAUCAUCGAUCUGUCUCACCCGACCCACAGCCCUCAGCCUCAUAAACACAGAGGCUUCUUGCUGAAGGCGUCUACAUCGAAGUACUUCCUUCAAUUUGCAUUGGUGCCUUGUAUUGUGGUGAAGCCGAUAUAUCAUUAUACGGAGCAGCUCGAAAAGCCCAUCGAGGGUGAAAGGUAUUUCCACGACUGGCUUGCGAACAUCGACAUUUCUCAUACGCGAGAGGAAAAGAAGAAGAAGAGCCGUUUUGCCAUGCUUUCACCCCUGCUGUCUCGAAACAGUUCUCUGACGAAUCUAGCCGACAUGAACAAAGACAGGUCGCGGAAUUUGGAUGCAACGUUCAGUUUCGGCAGCAGAGAUCCCUCUCCAGCGGGCGAUCUGGACCACAAAAGCCGGCUUUCACGUUUUUUCCAUCAUUAG